Messenger RNA from Cicer arietinum (chickpea), 899 nucleotides. RefSeq names its product protein RISC-INTERACTING CLEARING 3'-5' EXORIBONUCLEASE 1-like. Gene Ontology annotation, cellular component: nucleus; cytoplasm. Gene Ontology annotation, molecular function: nucleic acid binding; 3'-5' exonuclease activity. The record is from RefSeq and is a predicted model, not a curated record. Gene Ontology annotation, biological process: nucleobase-containing compound metabolic process. Lineage: Eukaryota; Viridiplantae; Streptophyta; Magnoliopsida; Fabales; Fabaceae.
AGCUUUGUACAUCGAAAAUUCAUUCCAUUUGGAUUUCCUAGAUUGUAUUCAAAGGUCACACAUUCACAACUUCAUUCUAUAAAUACCAAAAAUAUUAAUCUUCUUAGCUCAAUCAUUAAGUCUUGAUUCUAUAAAAUCGACACCACUAAUGGGUUUCGUGGAGACGUUUAAUCUGAACGGAGCGCGUAUCGAGACCACUGUGACAGAUGACCAAGCAAAGGUUGACAACAUUUUAGGGUCUUUCUUGCAUCAUGCAAAUUGUACUGGAACAAAGGUUAUUGGGUUUGAUACAGAGUGGACGCUGUAUCAAAAAACAGUGUCUGAAUGUGCAACUUUGUGUCUCUGUAACGGACAUUCAUGUCUUGUUAUUCAGCUACGUCAUUUAGAUUCAGUUCCCAAUUCAUUGCUUAAUUUUCUUCGAAUGCCUAAUUUGACGUUUGUCGGUGUUGGUAUUAAAGAUGAUAUGGCUAAGCUUGAGGAGACUUAUGGUAUUCGAUGCAGAAAUGCUGUGGAACUUGGAACUUUGGCUGCUACUAUGUUGAAUAAGCCUCGUCUUAUAUUUUGCGGUGUUGAUGAACUUGCUUUGGUAGUUAACAGCCUGGAUCUUCGAUUCCCAAGGCCUAUAGCUGUUCUCGAUAAGGAUUGGGGUGAAUCUGAUCUUAGCAUAGAACAUGCUAAAUUUGCUACUAUUAAUGUUUACUCUUAUUUCAAGAUUGGGAGCAAAUUGCUUACUGAAUAAUUGAUCAUAUGCGCAAUGGAGUCUUUGCAAUAUUGGUUUGUUUUGGACACUUAGAUUUGAUUUUGGUUAGAUUUUAGUAUUAUGUCAUUUAAGCUUGUUUGGUUUUUUAAUUCAAUAUGAUGUUAUCUAAGCGUGUUUGUUAAUUUUACUAUAUGUUUGG